AUGAUAGACAUAGAGCCUUCUUCACAGUCGCUGUCGCAACUGCAAUUGACGAUCGAAGGCAUUCUCGGUACGUCAGCUAAGUCUCCAAGUAAUUUCGUAAUAGAAGGAAACCUAAUGGCAUACACUGCAAGUGGGGGAGUAGUUGUUUGCCAAUUGGAUUUACAGAACAAACGAAUAAUUUCCCAAAGAUUCUUUUGUGCUAAUACAAGUGGACUGAGUAAUACUAGUUCGACGCCAAGUUCGGCUAAUGCAUAUUUGAACAUGGCGUAUGCAGAAGUAUCAAAUCAAGAAGUCUCUGGCCCAACAGAAACGCUAAGGGAUUCAUAUGGGUUCCCUAUAAGUGCAGAGCCCAUGAUUAUUGCAAGAAAUGGUAUAAAUGUAAAUGGAGAUAAUAAAAAUAGUCCAAAAGGAACAGAUGCAAUUGACUUAUCUUCUCCAUCCAAGUUGAAGGAAAGAGUCCGGUCAAUAAACUGCUUAAGUCUCUCACCAAAUAAUAUGGUACUUGCUAUAGGAGAAACGGGUUAUCAACCAAGGAUUCUUCUAUUUUCUUUAGCACCCGAUCUGAAUAAUUCGCCAAUUGCAUUAAUUUAUGAGCAUUCGUUCGGUAUUAAUUCGAUAACGUUCUCCCCUGAUCUGAAAUACUUCUGUUCAUUAGGUCUUAUUAAUGACGGGUUCCUCAAUGUCUGGAAACUUGGCAGUAAUUCAGUUCAACUACAAGCAAGCAAUAGAUGCUCUUCGAUAAUCAACCAAGUUAUAUGGCAUGAAAACUUUAUUAUCACUUUGGGGUUAAGACUAAUUAAAGUGUGGAGAUUUGUCCAGGAUGUGCCGAACGAAAAUGAAAAAGUUCUACAGAAGCCAUCGGUGCUAAAAGGGAAAAGCGUCCUUCUUGGCCUGUUGAUCAAUUCCAACUUUAUAUCAGGUAACAUCCUCAACAACGAUGAAUUAUUAUUAAUUGCGAAUACUGAUCAAUUAUUGAUGCUAAAACUUACUUAUGAUAACCUUAAAUUAGUUUGUCUAGAAACUCCUAAAUUUCUGCUAAGAUGUUUAUUAGUGGACUAUGAGUUAGGAAAAGUUUGGAUAGGUUCAGACGAUUUCACCAUAAAGUCUUUAGACUUUUCAGAGUUGACUGCUACCGUUAUUCCUCCAUCUAGUCAAUCUCCAAUGAGUAAAAUCAACACGAUGUUUGGAACAACAUCUUUGAGUCCAACUAAAUAUGAAUUUAGGUCGAACCUGUCAAUAUUGAAAUUAUCUAAUUUUAAUACGGAAAACCUUGUUUAUUUGUCUGAAUCUGAAGAAAUAAUCAUCUAUAGCAAGACAAACCUCAAGGCAGAAAAAAGCUUGGUCAGCUCAUUAAUGAAAGAUUUAUCGGGGAUUAAGGAUACUUUCCUGAAUGAUUUAUUAGUAUUUUCCAAGAAUGGAUCAAUAAAGCAAGUGCUCGACUCCGAAGCAAACGAACAAGACAAUUUGAAGACCAUAAUUAAAUUUGAUUUACCGUCGAAUGAAUUAAUUUCCAAUUCAUUAACAGCCGUUGAUUCGAAUGGAGUGCAUUUGAUAUUGGGAGACAAAUAUGGGAAUAUAUAUAUAUCAAAACCUAAAACCAAUGGAUUGUACGAAGUUAUUUUCCAAACAAAAGCUCAUUCAUCUACAAUCAAUGAUAUAGUAUAUUUCAAAAUAGGCAACACAGAAUUUUUCUCGAGCAUUUCAAGAGAUAGGAUGAUUCAAGUUUUCUAUAGAGCAGAUGAUGAAGACUCAAAGUGGGAUAUACUACAGACCUUGCCGCUACAUACCGGUAACCUACUUAGAGUACUCUAUUAUGAUAGAAGGCUUUAUGUCUGUUCUUCAGAUAGAACAAUAUCGGUACAUAGAUUUGAAACAAAUGGAGAGGGGUUUAAGAUAUACCAAGACAAAGUAAUUUCCAUGAAGAAUAGUCCCAUUAAUAUGAAGAUUAUUAGCGAUGAUUUGAUCAUCAGUACAAACGACCGAAAUAUGCUUAUAUAUAGCAUUAAAGAAAAUUUGGAGUAUCAACGAUCAAUUAAAUUAUUUAACGAUAAAACAAAUGAAUCAUUGUUGGUGGAAAACUUUACCAUUUAUAAGAACUUGAUUAUUGUUGCAUCAUCCGAUAAAUCGAUAAGAGUUUUUAACUAUACUCUGGGAAAACCAUUAAGCGUCAGCUGGGGUCAUCUGGAUGCUAUAAUAAGCUUAAUAUUGAAACCAAAUACUAAUGAAUUGAUUUCUAUUAGUAUGGAUGGUUGUUUGUUUAGAUGGAAUCUAAACGAAUCUAGCACGAAAAAGUCAAUUUCCGCUUCUGAUUCAAACCCUUCAACGGCUAUCAAGUUUGAGUCGAUACCAUUAUACAGCAAAGUUACCAGAAAAAUUAUACAUACUCCAACCACUUCAGGAGUAAAUCAGAUUUCGCCAUUCAAGCCCCUGUUGGCCAGGUUAAAUUCUGAUCAUUCAGGCCCACAGGAAAUUGAAGCAGGCGAAACAGACACUAGUACAUCACCUACACCAACUUCAAGACUUUCUAAUGCUACAUUGAAGAGGAUAGAGGCAAAGAAAAAUGCCGGCGAAAAAACUAGCCCCGUGAGAUCUAAUUCAGUAAGGUCAGUAAAAGCAUCACCCGUUGUGAAAAAUUUGACUAAAUCCAAUACAUCAUUACUGCCACUUAAAAGUUCUCCUACUAGAUCUUAUUCAUCACCAAAUAACAAAAGAAUCAUAGAUUUGAAAGGAUCCCCAAGAAAGCCUUUGAACUCAACCUCGAUGAAUAUCCUUUCAUCGCCCGUCAAGCUCAAUGGUAAUAGAGAGGCCGAAUUCAUGGAAAGAUCCAUUGCCCACUUGGCAAUGAUUAAAUCGCAAAUCUUGAAGGAGGCGGUUUCUGCAAGUAACAAAGAGAUCCUCAAAAAAGAAAUUACUGAAAUAUCUAACAUACUAGAAGGCGAUAAUGCUCAGAUAGAUAAGGAAAAUCAAGUUGUAAACGGAUUUGUAAACUUAAGAAUUGACGAUAAUAAUAAAAUGCAUUACGAGGAAAAAUUAUUAGAAAACUAUAGUGAAAAACUAAUGCAGAUAUUCCAAGAAAAGAUAAAGGACAAGGACCUGAAUAGUAAAAAUGGCAUAUUUGCGAAUCUCUAUUCAUCUAAAACUUAUGAUAAUGACGUUGAUUGA
This is a messenger RNA of Debaryomyces fabryi, 3162 nucleotides long. RefSeq lists its product as uncharacterized. Gene Ontology annotation, molecular function: protein binding. Bases 1 to 3162 code for a protein of 1053 amino acids. The record is from RefSeq and is a predicted model, not a curated record. Gene Ontology annotation, biological process: mitotic spindle organization; regulation of mitotic cell cycle. NCBI's taxonomy places the organism in Eukaryota, Fungi, Ascomycota, Pichiomycetes, Serinales, Debaryomycetaceae. Gene Ontology annotation, cellular component: mitotic spindle. The transcript has a single exon.